Rhododendron vialii is the source of this 1236-nucleotide messenger RNA. Its product is annotated as protein FAR-RED IMPAIRED RESPONSE 1-like. Gene Ontology annotation, biological process: regulation of DNA-templated transcription. Gene Ontology annotation, molecular function: zinc ion binding. The transcript has a single exon. NCBI's taxonomy places the organism in Eukaryota, Viridiplantae, Streptophyta, Magnoliopsida, Ericales, Ericaceae. The coding region runs from base 1 to 1236 and encodes 411 amino acids. The record is from RefSeq and is a predicted model, not a curated record.
AUGAAUCAAACAAUUGCCUCAUGUACGAUUGAGGUAGGGGGGCCUAGCAACCUGCCAUGGUUACCCAAGGAUGCAAGGAAUUAUGUCGAUAAAGUGAGACGUUCAGAACUUAAGGAAGGGGAUGCAGAAUCAAUGCACAAGUAUUUUAUUAAGAUGAAAACUGAUAAUGAAGCAUUUUUUUAUGCAAUUGAUCUAGAUGAAGAAAACCGGCUAAAGAAUGUUUUUUGGGCUGAUGGGAGAAGUAGAGAAGCUUUCAAGGAAUUUGGAGAUGUGGUCACAUUUGACACCACUUAUUUGGUUAAUCAGUGGAAUAUGCCGUUUGCUCCUUUCGUGGGCGUAAAUCAUCAACGGCAAUCAAUCUUGUUAGGGUGCGGACUAAUAUUACGAGAGGACACAGAUUCAUUUGUAUGGUUGUUCAAGACAUGGGUUGCUUGUAUGUCCGGGUGUUCUCCUAAUGCCAUCAUAACGGACCAAUGUCGUGCCAUGCAAAAUGCAAUAAGUAUAGUUUUCCCAAACGUACGGCAUCGUUGGUGUUUGUGGCAUUUAUUGAAAAAAGUUCUUGAAAAGUUGAAAGGUUACGAUGACUCUGAACCAAUUAAAUGGGAUGUCCUUAGUGCUGCGUAUGAUUUAUUGACUAAAGAGGAAUUUGAGAAAAAUUGGGGCAAUCUCAUCAAUAAAUAUCACUUAGAGGCCAACGAGUGGCUAAGUGGCUUGUACAAUGAGAGACACCGAUGGGCUCCCGCAUUUGUGAAAGAUGUUUUUUGGGCGGGGAUGUCAACAACCCAACGGAGUGAAAGCAUGAACGCCUACUUUGAUGGCUACGUACAUUCUAAUACCACAUUAAAGGAAUUUAUGGAGCAAUAUGAGAACGCCUUGCGUAAGAAGGUGGAAAAAGAAGACGAGGAAGAUGCCCGUUGUUUCAACAAACAAAUGAAGAAUGUGUCCCCUUAUGGUUUUGAAGAUCAAUUUCAAGAUGCAUACACAAUCGCAAAAUAUAAGGAUUUUCAAGCUCAAGUAGCCAGUAAGAUUGCAUGCAAUUUCACUUCCAUGAAGGUGGUAGAUGAUGGCAUUUCAAAAUUUGAGAUUGAAGAAGAUAUAAAAGUUGGUGAGAAGGGAAUAUUGAAAACCAUUACUUUUCAUGUUUGUUAUAAUGAGGAGUCAAAAGAAAGUAAUUGUACUUGUUGGUUGUUUGAAUCUAAGGGGAUUGUGUGCAAGCAUAUUGUCAUGGUUUGGUAA